GAAAUCUGCGCGGCUGUCACGUCGGGAGUCUCCGCUCGCAGCGAGACUGAGCCGCGGGGAGGAAGAGGCCGAGGAGGACGCAGAGGGUCGGGAGAUCCAUGGCAGACACCGGCGUGGACACCGAGUCCACGGCCGGCGGCGGCGGAGGAGGAGCUCCUGGAGGUGCCGGGGGCAGCGCCGGACCGGUGCUGAACCUGGCGGACGAGGCCGUGCUGCAGAAGCACGUGCGCCGCCUGGUGCCCCUGCUGCUGGAGGAUGGAGGCGAGGCCACCGCGGGCCUGGAGGCCUCCCUCUCGGAGCGCCACUGCCUGGAGCAGCUGCGGAAGUUCAUCAGCGAGCCGCAGGCGCGGGCCCUCCUUGUGGAGCGCACUGCGCCCAAAGAGGAUGUUUCUGACGAGGGAGAGGACAAAGACGCUGUCACCUACAACAUCACCAUCGACAUCCACUACGGAAUCAAGUCGAGCAGCCUGGCACUCAUCAAGCGCGGCGGCGUGCUGGACGCCGACAAGCCGAUGGCGUCGCAGCUGCGCGUGAUGACGUUCAGCGAGGACUCGCCCUACGAGACGCUGCACGCCUUCGUCAGCUCCGCCGUGUCGCCCUUCUUCAAGUCCUACAUCAAGGAGUCCGGCAAGGCCGAGAGGGACGGGGACAAGAUGGCGCCGUCGGUGGAGAAGAAGAUCGCCGAGCUGGAGAUGGGCCUGCUGCACCUGCAGCAGAACAUCGACAUCCCCGAGAUCAGCCUGCCCAUCCACCCCACCGUGAGCGCCGUGCUGCGCCACAGCGCCGAGCGCGGCGACCGCGCCAAGGUGUCGGACUUUGGGGAGCGAGUGGAGGACGCCACGUACCUCAACCAGCUGCAGUCCGGCGUCAACCGCUGGAUCCGCGAGAUCCAGAAGGUGACAAAGCUGGACCGCGACCCGGCGUCAGGCACGGCGCUGCAGGAGAUCAGCUUCUGGCUGAACCUGGAGCGGGCGCUCUACCGCAUCCAGGAGAAGCGCGAGAGCCCCGAGGUGCUGCUCACACUCGACAUCCUCAAGCACGGCAAGCGCUUCCACGCCACCGUCAGCUUCGACACCGACACCGGCCUGAAGCAGGCCCUGGAAACGGUGAACGACUACAACCCGCUCAUGAAGGACUUCCCGCUCAACGACCUCCUGUCGGCCACGGAGCUCGACCGCAUCCGCGUGGCGCUGCUUGCCAUCUUCACCCACCUGCGCAAGAUCCGCAACACCAAGUACCCGAUCCAGCGCGCCCUGCGGCUGGUCGAGGCAAUCUCGCGUGACCUCAGCGCGCAGCUGCUCAAGGUGCUGGGCACGCGCAAGCUCAUGCACAUCUCCUACGAGGAGUUCGAGAAGGUGAUGGUGGCGUGCUUCGAAGUGUUCCAGGCGUGGGACGACGAGUACGAGAAGCUGCAGGUGCUGCUGCGCGACCUCGUCAAGCGCAAGCGCGAGGAGAACCUCAAGAUGGUGUGGCGCAUCGGCCCCGCGCACAAGAAGCUGCAGGCGCGCCUCGAGCAGAUGCGCAAGUUCCGUCGCCACCACGAGCAGCUGCGCGCCGUCAUCGUCCGCGUGCUGCGCCCCCAGAUGGCGCCCACCAUGUCUCAGCCGCCGCCACCGUCGCAGCAGCAGCAGCAGCAGCAGCCGCCCGGCCCCGAGGCGGCCGAGCCGGCGGACCCGAAGGCGGGCGAGGCGCUGUUCGACGCGGCCGACACGAGCGCCAUCGAGGAGGUGAACCUGGCCUACGAGAACGUGAAGGAGGUGGACGGGCUGGACGUGUCCAAGGAGGGCUCGGAGGCGUGGGAGGCGGCCAUCAAGCGCUACGAGGAGCGCAUCGACCGCGUGGAGACGCGCAUCACGGCGCGUCUGCGCGACCAGCUGGGCACGGCCAAGAACGCCAACGAGAUGUUCCGCAUCUUCUCGCGCUUCAACGCGCUCUUCGUGCGCCCGCACAUCCGCGGGGCCAUCCGCGAGUACCAGACGCAGCUCAUCCAGCGCGUCAAGGACGACAUCGAGGCCCUGCACGACAAGUUCAAGGUGCAAUACCCGCAGAGCCAGGCGUGCCGCAUGAGCCACGUGCGCGACCUCCCGCCCGUGUCGGGCUCCAUCAUCUGGGCGAAGCAGAUCGACCGGCAGCUCACGGCGUACAUGAAGCGCGUGGAGGACGUGCUGGGCAAGGGCUGGGAGAACCACGUGGAGGGCCAGAAGCUGAAGCAGGACGGCGACUCGUUCCGCGCCAAGCUGAGCACGGCCGACAUCUUCGAGGAUUGGGCGCGCAAGGCGCAGCAGCGCAACCUCGGCGUGUGCGGCCGCAUCUUCGCCAUCGAGAGCACGCGCUCGCGCACGCGCGCCGGCACCGUGCUGCGCCUCAAGGUGAACUUCCUGCCCGAGAUCAUCACGCUGUCCAAGGAGGUGCGCAACCUCAAGUGGCUGGGCUUCCGCGUGCCGCUCGGCAUCGUGAACAAGGCGCACCAGGCCAACCAGCUGUACCCCUUCGCCAUAUCGCUCAUCGACAGCGUGCGCACCUACGAGCGCACGUGCGAGCGCGUCGAGGAGCGCCAGAGCAUCGCGAUGCUCGUGGCGGGCCUCAAGCGCGAGGUGCAGGCGCUCGUGGCCGAGGGUAUCGGCCUCGUGUGGGAGUCCUACAAGCUGGACCCCUACGUGCAGCGCCUCGCCGAGACCAUCCUCAACUUCCAGGAGAAGGUCGACGACCUCCUGAUCAUCGAGGAGAAGAUCGACCUGGAGGUGCGGUCGCUGGAGACGUGCGUGCACGAGCACCGCACCUUCCUCGAGAUCCUGAGCCGCGUGCAGAAGGCCGUGGACGACCUCAACCUCCACUCCUACUCCAACCUCUCCAUCUGGGUGCACAAGCUGGACAUUGAGAUUGAGAACAUCUUGGGCGCCCGUCUGGAGGCGGGGCUGGGCGCGUGGACGCAAGCGCUGCUGGGCCAGAGCGACGCCAAGGGGGACAUGGACACGGACGGGCCCCAGGGGGGUCACAAGCCGGGCGGGGAGCCACGCAUCAGGCCCAUCGUGCUGGAGUUCCGCAUCACGAACCAACUGAUCCACGUGGAGCCGCACCUCGAGGCGUGCCGGGUGCACCUGCAAGCGGAGCUGCACGCUUGGGAGAGCGUCACCGUCGCGCUGCCACGCAUCCAGAGCCAGCGCUACCAGGUGGGCGUGCACUACGAGCUGACGGAGGAGGAGCGCUUCUACCGCAACCUCCACACCAAGAUGCCGAGCGGCAACGCGGCGCGCGAGUGCGCACAGCAGGCCGUGCAGACGCUCAUGCGGCUCGUCGAGGCCUACGUGGAGGAGUGGCUGCGCUACCAGAACCUGUGGGACAUGCAGCAGGAGCACGUGUACGGCAGGCUCGGGGAGAACCUGACGCGCUGGCAGGCCGUGCUCAACCAGAUGCGCAAGUCCCGACUCACUUUCGACAACGCCGAGACGCACAAGGAGUUCGGUCCCGUCGUCGUCGACUACGGGAAGGUGCAGGCCAAGGUGAACCUCAAGUACGACUCGUGGCACAAGGAGGUGCUGAGCAAGUUCGGGCACCACCUGGGUCUCUUCAUGCAGGACUUCCACACCAACAUCUCUAAGUCGCGGCAGGAGCUGGAGCAGCACUCGGUGGACACGGCGAGCACAUCGGACGCCGUCACCUUCAUCACCUUCGUGCAGUCGCUCAAGCGCAAGAUCAAGAGCUUCGAGAAGCAAGUGGACCUGUUCCGCAACGGGCAGCGCCUGCUGGAGCGCCACCGCUUCCAGUUCCCGCCGUCGUGGCUCUACAUCGACAACGUGGAGGGCGAGUGGGGCGCCUUCAGCGACAUCAUGAAGCGCAAGGACGCCGCCAUCCAGCAGCAGGUGGCCAGCCUGCAGCUCAAGAUCGUGCAGGAGGACCGCGCCGUCGAGGCCCGCACCGGGGAGCUGCUCGCCGAGUGGGAGCGCGGGAAGCCCGUCGCCGGGAACCUGCGGCCCGAGGAGGCGCUGCAGACGCUCACGAUCUACGAGGGGAAGUUCGGGCGGCUCAAGGACGACCGCGACAAGUGCUCGCGCGCCAAGGAGGCCCUGGAGCUCACCGACACGGGCCUGCUCAGCGGCUCAGAGGAGCGGCUGCAGGUGGCUCUGGAGGAGCUGCAGGACCUCAAGGGCGUGUGGUCCGAGUUGCACAAAAUCUGGGAGCAGAUCGACCAGAUGAAGGAGCAGCCGUGGCUGUCGGUGCAGCCGCGCAAGCUGCGGCAGAGCCUGGACGGCCUCGUGAACCAGCUGAAGAACUUCCCCGCGCGCCUGCGCCAGUACGCGUCCUACGAGCACGUGCUCAAGCUGCUCAAGAGCUACCUCAAGGUGAACAUGCUGGUGAUCGACCUCAAGUCGGAGGCGCUGAAGGACCGCCACUGGAAGCAGCUGAUGAAGCGGCUGCGCGUGAGCUGGGUGCUGUCGGAGCUCACGCUGGGCCACAUCUGGGACGUGGACCUGCAGAAGAACGAGGCCGUGGUGAAGGACGUGCUGCUCGUGGCGCAGGGGGAGAUGGCGCUCGAGGAGUUCCUCAAGCAGAUCCGUGAGCUGUGGAGCGCCUACGAGCUGGACAUGGUGAACUACCAGAACAAGUGCCGGCUCAUCCGCGGCUGGGACGACCUCUUCAACCGCGUCAAGGAGCACAUCAACAGCGUGUCGGCCAUGAAGCUCUCCCCCUACUACAAGGUGUUUGAGGAGGACGCGCUGAGCUGGGAGGACAAGCUGAACCGCAUCCUGGCGCUGUUCGACGUGUGGAUCGACGUGCAGCGCCGCUGGGUCUACCUGGAGGGCAUCUUCACGGGCAGCGCCGACAUCAAGCACCUGCUGCCCGUCGAGACGGGCCGCUUCCAGAGCAUCAGCACGGAGUUCCUGGCGCUCAUGAAGAAGGUGUCCAAGUCUCCGCUCGUCAUGGACGUGCUCAACAUCCCCGGCGUGCAGCGCUCGCUCGAGAGGCUCGCCGACCUCCUCGGCAAGAUCCAGAAGGCGCUGGGGGAGUACCUGGAGCGGGAGCGAUCCUCAUUCCCCCGGUUUUACUUCGUGGGCGACGAAGACCUCCUGGAGAUUAUCGGCAACAGCAAAAACGUGGCCAAGCUGCAGAAGCACUUCAAGAAGAUGUUCGCCGGCGUUUCCAGCAUCAUCCUCAACGAGGACAGCUCCGUGGUGCUGGGGGUGGCGUCGCGCGAGGGGGAGGAGGUGCUGUACAAGACGCCGGUGUCCAUCGCGGAGCACCCCAAGAUCAACGAGUGGCUGACGCUGGUGGAGCGCGAGAUGAGGGUCACCCUGGCGCGGCUGCUCGCCGACUCCAUCGCCGACACGCAUGCCUUUGGGGGAUGCGUCGAUCCCGGCGCCUACCUCCAGUGGAUCGACAAGUACCAGGCACAGCUGGUGGUGCUGUCGGCCCAGAUCUCGUGGUCGGAGAGCGUGGAGGCAGCGCUGGCCUCGGCAGCGGCGGCGGCGUCGGGGCGGCCGGCCGUCGAGGGGGACGGCCGCUCCGACGAGGACGAGGCCGGCGCGGCGGCCGCGGCGGCGGCGCUGGGCGGCGUCCUCGCCACGGUGGAGGCGACGCUCACCGUGCUCGCCGACUCCGUGCUGCUCGAGCAGCCGGCGCUGCGGCGCAGGAAGCUGGAGCACCUGAUCACCGAGCUGGUUCACCAGAGGGACGUGACGAGGGCGCUGGCGCGGAACAAGGUCUCCCACCCCAAGCGCUUCGAGUGGCUCUCCCAGAUGCGCUUCAGCUUCGACCCCAAGCAGACGGACGUGCUGAAGCAGCUGUCUAUCCACAUGGCCAACGCCAAGUUCAACUACGGCUUCGAGUACCUGGGCGUGCAGGACAAGCUGGUGCAGACGCCGCUCACCGACCGCUGCUACCUCACCAUGACGCAGGCGCUCGAGGCCCGGCUGGGCGGCUCGCCCUUCGGCCCUGCUGGGACGGGCAAGACGGAGUCCGUGAAGGCCCUGGGCAAUCAGCUGGGCCGCUUCGUGCUGGUGUUCAACUGCGACGAGACCUUCGAUUUCCAGGCGAUGGGCCGCAUCUUCGUGGGGCUGUGCCAGGUGGGCGCGUGGGGCUGCUUCGACGAGUUCAACCGCCUGGAGGAGCGCAUGCUGUCGGCCGUGUCGCAGCAGGUGCAGUGCAUCCAGGAGGCGCUGCGCGAGCACGCCAACCCCUGCCGCCUGCGCGAGUCGCCGCCCAUCACGUGCGAGCUGCUGGGCAAGCAGGUGAAGGUGAGCGCCGAGAUGGCCAUCUUCAUCACCAUGAACCCGGGCUACGCCGGCCGCUCCAACCUGCCCGACAACCUCAAGAAGCUCUUCCGCAGCCUGGCCAUGACCAAGCCCGACCGGCAGCUCAUCGCGCAGGUCAUGCUCUACUCGCAGGGCUUCCGCACGGCCGAGGUGCUCUCCAACAAGAUCGUGCCCUUCUUCAAGCUGUGCGACGAGCAGCUCUCCUCGCAGAGCCACUACGACUUUGGGCUGCGCGCCCUCAAGAGCGUCCUCGUCAGCGCCGGCAACGUGAAGCGCGAGCGCAUCCAGCGCAUCAAGCGCGACAAGGUGGAGCGCGGCGAGGUGGUGGACGAGGGCCAGAUCGCCGAGAACCUCCCCGAGCAAGAGAUCCUGAUCCAGAGCGUGUGCGAGACAAUGGUGCCCAAGCUGGUGGCGGAGGACAUCCCGCUGCUCUUCUCGCUGCUAUCCGACGUCUUCCCGGGCGUCCAGUACCACCGCGGCGAGAUGGGCGCGCUGCGCGACGAGCUGCGCAAGGUCUGCGCCGAGAUGUACCUCAUGUACGGCGACGGCGAGGAGAUCGGCAGCAUGUGGGUCGAGAAGGUCCUGCAGCUCUACCAGAUCACGCAGAUCAACCACGGCCUCAUGAUGGUGGGGCCCUCGGGCAGCGGCAAGUCGACGGCGUGGCGCGUGCUGCUCAAGGCCCUGGAGCGCCUCGAGGGCACCGAGGGCGUGGCCCACAUCAUCGACCCCAAGGCGCUGAGCAAGGACCACCUGUACGGCACGCUGGACCCCAACACUCGCGAGUGGACCGACGGCCUCUUCACCCACAUCCUGCGCAAGAUCAUCGACAACGUGCGCGGGGAACUGCACAAGCGGCAGUGGAUCGUGUUUGACGGCGACGUGGACCCCGAGUGGGUGGAGAACCUCAACUCCGUGCUGGACGACAACAAGCUGCUCACGCUGCCCAACGGCGAGCGCCUCAGCCUGCCGCCAAACGUGCGCGUGAUGUUCGAGGUGCAGGACCUGCGCUACGCGACGCUGGCGACGGUGUCGCGCUGCGGCAUGGUGUGGUUCAGCGAGGACGUGCUCAGCACCGACAUGGUGUUCGGCCACUUCCUCGCGCGCCUGCGCAGCAUCUCCCUGGACGAGGCCGAGGAGGAGGCGCAGCGGCGCCGCACGGGGGGGCAGGACCGCGACGACGAGGCACUGUCGCCCAUGCUGCAGAUCCAGCACGACGUGGCGGCGGUGCUGCAGCCGUACUUCACCUCGGGGGGCCUCGUGACGAAGGCGCUGGAGCACGCGUCGCGCCUCGAGCACAUCAUGGAGUUCACGCGGCUGCGCUGCCUCGGCUCGCUCUUCUCCAUGCUGCACCAGGCGUGCCGCAACGUGGCGCUCUACAACGCCAACCACCCCGACUUCCCCAUGCCCGCCGACAUGCUGGAGCGCUACGCGCAGCGGUACCUGGUGUACGCCGUGCUUUGGUCGUUUUCGGGGGACGGGCGACUCAAGAUGCGCUCGGAGCUGGGCGAGUACAUCCGGCGCGUCACCACCAUCCCGCUGCCCACCGCGCCCAGCCUGCCCAUCAUCGACUUCGAGGUGUCCAUCACGGGCGAGUGGGUGCCCUGGCAGGCCAAGGUCCCCCAGAUCGAGGUGGAAACGCACAAGGUGGCCGCCCCCGACGUAGUGGUGCCCACGCUGGACACGGUGCGCCACGAGGCGCUGCUCUACACGUGGCUGGCGGAGCACAAGCCGCUCGUGCUGUGCGGCCCGCCCGGCUCCGGCAAGACCAUGACGCUGUUCAGCGCGCUGCGGGCGCUGCCCGACAUGGAGGUGGUCGGCCUGAACUUCUCGAGUGCCACCACCCCGGAGCUGCUGCUCAAGACGUUCGACCACUACUGCGAGUACCGGCGCACGCCCAACGGCGUCGUGCUGGCGCCCGUGCAGCUCAGCAAGUGGCUGGUGCUCUUCUGCGACGAGAUCAACCUGCCGGACAUGGACAAGUACGGCACGCAGCGCGUCAUCUCCUUCAUCCGCCAGAUGGUGGAGCACGGCGGAUUCUACCGCACGGCCGACCAGACGUGGGUUCGUCUGGAGCGGAUCCAGUUUGUGGGGGCCUGCAACCCGCCCACGGACCCCGGCCGCAAGCCGCUCUCACACAGAUUCAUGCGCCACGUCCCCGUCGUGUACGUGGACUACCCGGGCCCCGCGUCGCUCACGCAGAUCUACAGCACCUUCAACCGCGCGCUGCUGCGCCUCAUCCCCACGCUGCGCACCUACGCCGAGCCACUCACCGCCGCCAUGGUGGAGUUCUACACCAUGUCGCAGGAGCACUUCACGCAGGACAUGCAGCCGCACUACAUCUACUCGCCGCGUGAGAUGACGCGCUGGGUGCGCGGCAUUCUGGAAGCCGUGCGGCCGCUCGAGAGCCUGCCCGUCGAGGGCCUCGUGCGCAUGUGGGCCCAUGAGGCGCUCCGCCUCUUCCAGGACCGGCUGGUGGAUGAAGAGGAGCGGAGAUGGACAGACGAGAACAUCAACAUGGUCGCCCUCAAGCACUUCCCCAACAUCGACCGCCACAAGGCCCUGGCCCGACCAAUCCUCUUCAGCAACUGGCUGUCCAAGGACUACGUGCCGGUGGAGCAGGAGGAGUUGCGUGAGUACGUCAAGGCGCGCCUCAAGAUCUUCUACGAGGAGGAGCUCGACGUGCCGCUCGUUCUCUUCAACGAGGUGCUCGACCAUGUGCUCCGCAUCGACAGGAUCUUCCGGCAGCCCCAGGGCCACCUGCUGCUGAUCGGGGUGAGCGGCGCGGGGAAGACGACGCUGUCCCGCUUCGUGGCGUGGAUGAACGGCCUCAGCGUUUACCAGAUCAAGGUGCACCGCAAGUACACGGGCGAGGACUUCGAUGAAGACCUGCGCACCGUGCUGCGCCGCGCCGGCUAAAACGAGAAGAUUGCCUUCAUCAUGGACGAGUCCAAUGUGCUGGACUCGGGCUUCCUGGAGCGCAUGAACACGCUGCUCGCCAACGGAGAGGUGCCGGGACUGUUCGAGGGCGACGAGUACGCGGCGCUCAUGACCGGCUGCAAGGAGGGCUCGCAGAAGGAGGGCCUCAUGCUGGACUCGCACGAGGAGCUGUACCGCUGGUUCACCAGCCAGGUGAUGCGCAACCUACACGUGGUGUUCACCAUGAACCCGUCCUCCGAGGGCCUUAAAGACCGCGCCGCCACCUCCCCCGCGCUCUUCAACAGGUGCGUUCUCAACUGGUUCGGAGACUGGUCGACGGAGGCGCUCUACCAGGUGGGCAAGGAGUUCACGGGGAAGAUGGACCUGGAGAAGCCGAGCUACAUCGCCCCCGACUCGGUGCCGGCCGCGUACGACCGCCUGCCCCAGCCACCCUCGCACCGCGAGGCCAUCGUCAACGCCUGCGUCUUCGUGCACCUCACCCUGCACCAGGCGAACGCGCGGCUGGCCAAGCGCGGGGGCCGCACGGUGGCGAUCACACCCCGCCACUACCUCGACUUCAUCGGCCACUACGCGGAGCUGUUCGGGGAGAAGCGCAGCGAGCUGGAGGAGCAGCAGAUGCACCUCAACGUGGGCCUCCGCAAGAUCAAGGAGACCGUAGACCAGGUGGAGGAGCUCAGGAAGGAUCUGUCCAUCAAGUCCCAGGAGCUCGAGGCCAAGAAUGCGGCCGCCAACGACAAACUCAAGAAGAUGGUGAUCGGCCAGCAGGAGGCUGAGAAGAAGAAGGUGAUGAGCCAGGAGAUCCAGGAGUCGCUGCUGCGGCAGAACGAGGUGAUCGCCGAGAAGCAGAAGAGCGUCUGUGAGGACCUGGAGCAGGUGGAGCCGGCUGUCAUCGAAGCCCAGAACGCGGUGAAGUCCAUCAAGAAGCAGCACCUGGUGGAGGUGCGGUCCAUGGCCAACCCUCCGGCCGCGGUGAAGAUGGCGCUCGAGUCGAUCUGCCUCCUUCUCGGGGAGAACACGACGGACUGGAAGCAAAUUCGCUCCAUCAUCAUCCGCGACAACUUCAUCCCCACCAUCGUCAACUUCUCCGCCGACGAGAUCAGCGACACGAUCCGGGAGAAAAUGAAGAAGGGCUACCUCUCCAACCCCAACUUCAACUACGACACGGUGAACCGCGCCUCGCUCGCCUGCGGGCCCAUGGUCAAGUGGGCCACGGCGCAGCUGAACUACGCGGACAUGCUGAAGCGCGUCGAGCCGCUGCGCAACGAGCUCCGGAAGCUGGAGUGCGACGCCAAGGACAACCAGGCGCGCGCCGACGAGGUGGAGCACAUGAUCAGCGAGCUGGAGGCCAGCAUCGCGCGCUACAAGGAGGAGUACGCGCUGCUCAUCUCGCAGGCCCAGGCCAUCAAGGCCGACCUGGCGGCCGUGGAGGCCAAGGUGAGCCGCAGCACGGCGCUGCUGCGCAGCCUCGCCGCCGAGCAGGAGCGCUGGGAGCAGACGAGCCAGACCUUCCGCACGCAGAUGUCCACCAUCACGGGCGACUGCCUCCUGUCGUCCGCCUUCAUGGCCUACGCCGGCUACUUCGACCAGCAGAUGCGCCACAACCUGUUCAGCACCUGGGCGCAGCACCUGCAGCAGGCGAACAUCCAGUUCCGCACAGACAUCGCGCGCACGGAGUACCUGUCGAAUGCGGACGAGCGGCUGCGCUGGCAGGCGCACUCCCUCCCGGCGGACGAGCUGUGCACGGAGAACGCCAUCAUGCUCAAGCGCUACAACCGGUACCCGCUCAUCAUCGACCCGUCGGGCCAGGCGACGGAGUUCAUCAUGAACGAGUACAAGGAGCGCAAGAUCACGCGCACCAGCUUCCUGGACGACGCCUUCCGCAAGAACCUGGAGAGCGCCCUGCGCUUCGGAAACCCGCUGCUCGUGCAGGACGUGGAGAGCUACGACCCCAUCCUGAACCCGGUGCUGAACCGGGAGGUGCGGCGCACGGGCGGCCGCGUGCUCAUCACGCUGGGCGACCAGGACAUCGACCUGUCGCCCUCCUUCGUCAUCUUCCUCUCCACGCGGGACCCCACGGCCGAGUUCCCCCCGGACCUGUGCUCGCGCGUCACCUUCGUCAACUUCACGGUGACGAGGAGCAGCCUGCAGAGCCAGUGCCUCAACGAGGUGCUCAAGGCGGAGCGGCCCGACGUGGACGAGAAGCGCUCCGACCUCCUCAAGCUCCAGGGCGAGUUCCAGCUGCGCCUGCGUCAGCUAGAGAAGUCGCUGCUGCAGGCGCUGAACGAGGUGAAGGGCCGCAUCUUGGACGACGACACCAUCAUCACGACGCUGGAGAACCUGAAGCGCGAGGCGGCCGAGGUGACGCGCAAGGUGGAGGAGACGGACGUGGUGAUGGCCGAGGUGGACGCCGUUUCUCAGCAAUACCUCACCCUCUCCACGGCCUGCAGCUCCAUCUACUUCACCAUGGAGGCCCUCAGCCAGAUCCACUUCCUAUACCAGUACUCGCUGCAGUUCUUCCUGGAGGUGUACCACGCCGUGCUCUACGACAACCCACACUUGGAGAAGGUGUCGGACCACGGCAUGCGCCUCGCCACGCUCACACGUGACCUCUUCCAGGCCGUGUUCAACCGCGUUGGCCGGGGGAUGCUGCACCAGGACCACGUGACGUUCGCCACGCUGCUCGCUCGCAUCCGCCUCAAGGGCAUGCCCAGCGAGCCGUCGUACGACGCCGAGUUCCAGCACUUCCUGCGGGGCAAAGAGGCCGUCGUGGCUCUCGGAGGAGUGGGCCAGGCCGCCGUGAGCGGCCUGGCCCUCGCCAAGGUGCCAGGCCUCACGUCGGAUCAGGCCGAGGCCACCGCUCGCCUGGCCCGGCUGCCGGCAUUCCGGGACGUCGUCGCGCGCACGCAGGCCAACAAGGAUUUCCAGAGGUGGCUGGAGAGUGGCUCCCCAGAGCUGUGCGUGCCGCCCCUGUGGAGCGAGGAGAAGCCACUGACCCCCGUGGGGGUGGCGUUGAUGCGCCUGCUGAGCGUGCAGGCGCUGCGCCCCGACCGGCUGCUGGCGGCGGCCCACGCCCUCGUGUCGUGCGUUCUGGCCGACGGCUUCAUGAGCGGCCUCGACCAGGAGAUGGACCUGGCGGCCAUCGUCGACAACGAGGUUCGCCCCGGGACGCCCGUGCUCAUGUGCUCCGUGCCUGGGUACGACGCCAGCGGCAGGGUGGAGGACCUGGCCACGGAGCAGAACAAGUUCCUCACCGCCAUCGCCAUUGGCUCGGCCGAGGGCUUCAGCCAGGCCGAGAAGGCGAUCAACUCCGCGGUGAAGUCCGGCCGGUGGGUGAUGCUGAAGAACGCUCACCUCGCUCCGGGCUGGCUCAUGCAGCUGGAGAAGAAGCUGCACUCCCUGCAGCCGCACACCGGCUUCAGGCUCUUCCUCACCAUGGAGAUCAACCCCAAGGUGCCCGUGAACCUGCUCCGCGCCGGGCGGAUCUUCGUGUUCGAGCCUCCGCCGGGCGUCAAGGCCAACAUGAUGCGCACGUUCAGCAGCAUCCCCGCGGCGCGCAUGUGCAGGGCCCCGAGCGAGCGGGCCCGCCUGUACUUCCUGAUCGCGUGGUUCCACGCCGUGGUGCAGGAGCGCCUGCGCUAUGUGCCGCUCGGCUGGGCCAAGCGCUACGAGUUCAGCGAGUCGGACCUCCGCUCCGCGUACGACACCGUCGACACCUGGCUCGACGACGCCACCAAGGGCCGUCAGAACAUCUCUCCGGAGAAGGUGCCGUGGGCGGCACUCAAGACCCUCAUGUCGCAGUCCAUCUACGGCGGCCGCAUCGACAACGAGUUCGACCAGCGGCUGCUCAACACCUUCCUCGAGCGAAUCUUCACUCCGGCCAGCUUCGACCGCAACUUCCGCCUCGUCCAAGGCGCCAGCGACGGCUCCACGCGCGACAUCCUCAUGCCGGACGGCAUCCGGAGGGAGGAGUUUGUGCAGUGGGUGGAGACGCUGCCGGACACGCAGGUGCCCUCGUGGCUCGGACUCCCCGACAACGCCGAGAUCGUUCUGCUCACCACGCAGGGAGCCGCCAUGCUGAGCAAGCUGCUCAAGAUGCAGGCGCUGGAGGACGAGGAGGACGUGGCGGUGCGCGACGCCCAGCGCCUCGCCCGCCCGGGCCUCGGGGCCGCGGCGCCCGGCGGCCGCGCGGGCGGCGAGGAGGAGGAGGAGGACCGGGAGGAGGGUCGGGGGUCGGCCUCCGCGGGGCCCGGCGCGGACGGCCGCCCCGCGUGGAUGCGCUCGCUGCACUCCACGGCGAGCGGCUGGCUCGAGCUGGUGCCCAGCAGCCUGGCUCACCUCAAACGCACCGUCGACAACAUCAAGGACCCGCUGUUCCGUUUCUUCGAGCGGGAGAUCAAGGUGGGCUCCACGCUGCUGCACGACGUGCGCUCGGACCUGGGCGACGUCGUGGCCGUGUGCGAGGGCCGCCGCAAGCAGACCAACUACCUGCGCAACAUCAUCAGCCAGCUCGCCAAGGGCAUCCUGCCGCGCAGCUGGGCGCGCUACACCACGCCGGGCAGCAUGACUGUCAUGCAGUGGGUGGCCGACUUCAGUGAGCGCAUCCAGCAGCUGCAGAGAAUCUCCCACGCGGCCUCGCAGGGCGGCGCCAAGGAGUUGAAGAGCCUGCACGUGUGGCUGGGGGGGCUGUUUGUGCCGGAGGCGUACAUCACGGCGACGCGGCAGUACGUGGCGCAGGCCAACAGCUGGUCCCUGGAGGAGCUGAGCCUGCAGGUGACGGUGAGCGGAGCCAGCGGAGGAGCCCAGGGGCUGGACGCGUGCAGCUUCGGAGUGACGGGCCUGAAGCUACAGGGCGCCACGUGCUCUGACAACAAGCUGUCUCUGUCGCACACCAUCUCCACCGAGCUGCCCCUCACUGCACUGCACUGGGCCAAGCUCACGGAUGUGGAGAAACUGACGACCACGGUGACGCUGCCCGUGUACCUGAACUUCACACGCGCCGACCUCAUCUUCACGGUGGACCUCAAGAUCUCGGGGCACGAGGACGCGCGGCGAUUCUACGAGCGCGGAGUCGCCCUGCUGUGCGCCGAGUGACGGGCCGGAGAUCGCGUCGUGCCCACACACACACACGCGUGUACACACACACGCGUGUGCACACAAGCGCACACGCGAGUACACACACGUGCACACAACCGCGCCCGCGAGCACACACGCACACACGUACGCAGGGACAGAGAGGCUCGCACACAAACCUACGGACGCACACACAGAGCAGACGCACGCACGCACAGAGCAGAUGCACGCACGCACACACAGAGCGGACGCACGCACACACAGGUGCAUCUGUGUAGAAAGUCACACCGCCUGCAGCGGCAUGCACCUGCGAUGCUCCGACACGCGCACCACGGGACACGCAUGGGCCUAACCGCGUGAGCAGGAACGGAACGUAGGCGCACGAACCCACCUGUACAGACGUAUCACGCAGGGGUACCUGCACAGGUGUAACAUGCAAAGGUGUAUCUGCACAGGUGUGCCUGCAUGCAUGGACAUCUCCCUGUCCAGACGCACUUCUCAGGCCAACCUUGUGUCUGCACACAGCCGCAGACAACGACUACAAACUCCCGGCACGGGGGACCCCGAGUGGUUUGACUCCCGACAAGUUAUUUAUGUAUUUAUAUUUAUUUGCACGUAUUUUAUUUCGUAGCGAUUGCUUUACUAGCCUAUUUAUUAACUCGGCCUCGGCGAUGCUGGGAUUUUUCUCCUCGUAAUGUGAACGCCGAGUCGGUAGAUUUUAAACGAAGGCGAAGGGUGUCCAAAAUAAAGAGAACCUUCGGAGUAAUUUCCAUUUCAAUUGCGAUGAAGGUAACGUGCUAAAUGUUUCACGUGACCGGAGACACGUUUUUUUUUGCUAUAUUGUAAACACUUAUACUCCAUAUGCGUUGCUUAGGAGGGUGCCUUUAGCCUGGCUCCAUGAGACGCAGGCAUUGGCAACUGCAUGUUAAGCAUCGUAGCAGUUGCCAAGAGGAACUAUUGAGACCGCAGGGACCGUGAGAAUGACGAGAGGUCGCAUGGCUCGCGUGCUGAUGCUCGGGUCCCCGCGAGUCAGACAAAGGCACUGCGAGGGUUAUUUAAGUCAAGGUUAGGUGUCGACUCGAAUCAGAAUCUUUAUUAUGUAUCCUGGAGAAAUCCGAUGGGCCAUGAAGCUCCCUUCCACAGAUUAAUCAGCACUGGGGGGGGGGGGGGGGGGGGGGGGGCAGCCCCGAAGCAUUGGUGGGGAUUUCACCAUCAUCCACCAGUGGUCCGACAUCGGAGACCGAUUUUAUCUACCCCAGAGAUGAUGGGGUGGGGGGGGGGGGAAGCUGAGAUGACACGUGACCGGGAUUUGAGUUAUAACCACAGCGCCGCACGGAUUGCUUCGACAGAACCCCUCAGCAGUACAGCGACAACUUCAAAACGCCCAACAGUAUCACUGCUUGAUGUAUCGCUCAUGGCAAUUCACGCGUUCUGCUCGUAAUCACUGCGUCAUCCUGUCAACGUGAUGUUUGAAAAUCCUCUGCUUUGUUCGGUGCGCGUUCCGUGAAAACAAGUUCAAUACCCCCACAAGCUCAGGCGAGCUUGCGGUGACACUCCGUUGCCAGCUCUGAGCCAGUGGUGUAAAUUCCACGUUCCUAUGGCAGGAGCUUCCCAUUCCUUAAAAUGACCACUGUUUACUUCCCAGUAAGUGGUACACAUGUAAUCAACCCCAGAGGAAUGACGAUGAAGAUGAUGAUGGGCCGAGUGAGCCCUGGACUGGGAAUUGUGACCUUGAGCUUGAGUCAAGUGCUUUGACCACAGGAGCCACGGGGUGCUGAGUGUAGUGAUGGGUAGUGAGUAGUCAGGCGGUCGGUGGGUUGUGCGUUUAGGCAGACUGGGCUUAUCGAUGUUGUCAUUGUUGUUGUUGUUUACAAAGCCGCUGUGUUUAGACUCCCGUGACGAUUAAAGUUACCCACGCCAGGCUUUUGAGAAUAGGGUCCUCAAGUGCAGCAGACUUCUGCUGCGGCGCGUGUCAGAACAAGAGCCAGGGUCAGUAUCCCCAUGGUCGGUAGAGAUGUGGAACUGGAUUCCACAUUCACGUGGCAGGGCCCAGUGUUUCCUUAAGACAACGGCAAUCGGUGUGGACUUUCCCAGCACCGAGUGGUACAGCCUCAUGAGAUGAUUACUUUACGGACCAGAGGGUCGAUGAUGACUUUGUGAUGAAGCGUUAACGACUGUGGCUAUUUAUCGAUAGUGGUAAAGAAUUGACUCCGACGGGAGUGAUUUGAAGGGGUCUAUUGGCGCAACGCAAUACGUUGAGAUUUGGCGUCAAAGCACUCCACAAAGUGUAGGGGAAGUGCUUUUGAGCAAAUGUGAACAAAUGUUUUAUGGUGGUUUUAUUUCCGUGUUGGGAGUGACUUGAGAGUAUAAAGGCGCAAGGAAAGGCAUUAAAUCCAUUUUGGUCAAGGUGAAAUCGAAAGCAAUAGCCAAGUUAUUAUGAUGGUGGCAGUGGUGUGAUGAUGAUUGCGGGUUUGAUGGACGAUGAUUUGACAAUGUCGGUGCCGAUUUGAGGAUGGCUGUCGUGGUGGUGAUGAUGACACGGAGUGAAACGCUCAGGAAUGGAACGCGCUGUGCUGAGGUUCUCUCAUUAAAAGUCUGGCAAAAUC
Lethenteron reissneri (Far Eastern brook lamprey) is the source of this 16864-nucleotide messenger RNA. Its product is annotated as cytoplasmic dynein 1 heavy chain 1-like. The record is from RefSeq and is a predicted model, not a curated record. Lineage: Eukaryota; Metazoa; Chordata; Hyperoartia; Petromyzontiformes; Petromyzontidae. Gene Ontology annotation, cellular component: axonemal dynein complex. Gene Ontology annotation, molecular function: dynein intermediate chain binding; ATP binding; ATP hydrolysis activity. Gene Ontology annotation, biological process: microtubule-based movement.